AUGAACCCCAACCACGAACUACACCUUCAAAGAGCGCAAAAUUUCACCCCAGCACACAACUCGCGCAACCCUCAAUAUGGCCUACCCAACCCUAAAUUCCAGCCUACUGGAAACUUUUAUUCGCAGAAUGCCACCAACCACAACCAGUCACAUAACCUCGACGAGCUAGGAAGCGAACCUCAACAGAUAUACUUUAUUGACAGUCGGGGUGAGAUUGUUUGCGCCCCCGUCAACCGACAAGCCCAAGGCCACCACCCAACUUUAGAGCCCAAUAACCCAGCACUUGGCCCCCAUCGCAAUCUUUAUCAUCAGGACGGUACUUUUGGAAGAACUCCUUACCUCCCUCGUCACAACGCACAACCAAAUUCCUAUCCAGGUCCUUUUCACCGCGCGCCUUUUGGAACCACUCCCGUCCCGCCUAACUAUACACGAGCAAAUCUUUAUCAAGAUCAUACCGCCAGCACCGAAUCUUUUGACUCUCCCGUUGGUACUACCCCUGUUACUCGCCGGGCUCCUCAAGAGAACCAAGUUCCCCCUGUCACUCGCAGCGCUCCUCAAGAGAACCAAGUUCCCGCGGACAACAGCAGAGCUCUUCCCAAGAAGAAUCAUGCUGAAAUCAACAAGAUCCUCCGUAAUCUCACCAAAGAUCGUUGCCCUUCAAACACCCAACCCACUAGCGGUUCCAAUCCUCCCCCAUGCCCGGAAGAUGAAGUCGAAUCGGACAAAGAUGCCAGUGAAAAUGCCGCUGACAGCAGGAAGAAAGACAUCGAAUCAGAAAACACCUGCGUUCCUGGAAACGUGAAUAAACCAGGGCAGUCACCUGCAGAUGAUGGAGAAAAUGCUAAAAACCGUAUCACCGAGCUUCCAGAAGAAAUUAUGGAGGAGAUCGUUGGUAUGGAGCUUGAUGAGCUACGAGAAUACGAGGCCCUGCAUGCCACAUCAAAAUGUCUGCCGUCGUACCUCAAAGCAGAGGUCGAUGAAUUAUAUUACGAAUUCGAGCGGCAACUCUACAUUUUUGCCAUCCGUUACCAACUUCACGUAGCAUUGCUGUACAUGCACAUUGGCCAGAUCAACCGCAUGCGGGGUCCAACCAGCUAUAACAACUUCUGCCGAUAUGAUCCGGAGGCACGGGAAAUCUUCUCUCAGACCGUCUUAAAACUUAAAGAAAGGUGCACCGCCGUUGCUCAGGUAUGGAAGACCUUUGAUCCUGCCACCAAGCUCAAGUACAAGGAUCCGGCCUUUCUCAAAUCCAUAUGUGGAGACAAGCCGCUCGAAAUCACUAAUGGCGUAGUCCAGACCGCCAGAGAUGUUCACAUCUCAAACACAAAACUAACCCUUGGCUCGAACCAAAAGAGUAUCACCUUUUUCAGGCGAUGGGUGAAAGAAACGGUCAGAAGGAUGAACGAGAUUGCCGCCUGUCAUCGAAUUCAAGGAAUGCUUGUUGUUGCCUCGGCUAAAUCUUUGGGUGAUCUGUUCAUCCAAGAAGGUACAAAGAUGGGCAACGCGUUCCUAAACAUACUCACAAACAACGGUGAUCCCUUGCGCAAGUUUCACACAUAUGUCGCAGGUAUGUCAGUUGUUGCCGAACUCACCAACAAAGAUCCAAACGAGCUCGCAUGCGCAAAUGAAAUCCAUCCGAGAGACUCGGCCUCUGUGAGCAAAAGCAAGCCAGCUCAAAAGAAACGGAAGCUUGCCGAGCUCACCAACAAUGACGAGCAAGAAGAUCAUCAGAAGGACAAAUAUUGCCAAGGCACACUAAAAGAUAAUAAAAAGCUUAUCAGCCAAAAAUUGCUUGCCCUUCUCAGCGGGAAGAAAUUUCGAGGCUGGCCCGGAAAAAAUGCUGCCCGCGAUCUGAAAGCGGCGCAUAUCUCAGUAAAGGUCAAACGAAACAAUCCUGAUAGAUUUAUUGCAGACGAGCUUUGUCAGCCAAUCAACGCUAUCUCAAUUGAAACUUCAGAAAGGAUAUUGCGAGCCCUUGGUGAAGGGUGGGUUCAAGUUAAAUUCAAGGAAGAUGCUAGUUCCGAUGAAGAAGAAAACGAGGGCCACCUUCCUUCUCAUAACAAACGUGCUCGUCUUUCUCGUUGCAAAGCUCCGCGCAAGAUCUCUGUGGUUAAUAGCAGUGAGGAAGAUGAAGCUUCUGAUCAAGAAAGCCGUGGUUGUCGUGAUCAAGAUGGUGAGGAUGAGGAUGAGGAAAACGACUGA
Molecule: messenger RNA, 2202 nt
Organism: Puccinia triticina
Lineage: Eukaryota; Fungi; Basidiomycota; Pucciniomycetes; Pucciniales; Pucciniaceae
Exons: 5
Coding region: 1-2202 (733 amino acids)
Source: RefSeq, a predicted model, not a curated record